Molecule: messenger RNA, 2237 nt
Organism: Cygnus atratus (black swan)
Lineage: Eukaryota; Metazoa; Chordata; Aves; Anseriformes; Anatidae
Gene: ST7
Product: suppression of tumorigenicity 7
Exons: 15
Coding region: 501-2009 (502 amino acids)
Source: RefSeq, a predicted model, not a curated record
GGGAUUAACAUCACGAAAAAUGGACCUUGAAGUAGUUUCCAGUGAAACAAAGACUGAAUUCUCAUUGACUUCAGCAUAAAAACAGUCUGACCACAGCUUCUCCAGUGCUUGGUUUUAUUGUUUUGGAAAUAUGUUUCUUAUUAGAAAGUGUUUGCUUUAGUUAACAUUUACAGAGACAAAGGGACCGGGGAGGUGGUUAAUAAUUGGCAGAAGUCGAUAGUUUUCAUAAUGGAACAGAAGAUUCUUUUAUUAAUCAGUGGGAAGAAGAACAGCAGAGGGAUUAGAGAGAAGCAGGCCAGCUAAGUAACUCUGCUAAUUGCAUGCGACUGUAAAUGAAGCAGCAGAGCCGUGCUGGUUAGCUGGGAGGAGAGACCCUACAGUCUGAGAGCAUCCAGCAUCGCACCUGCUCACCUCGCCAGUCCCCACGAUUAAGCUGUAAAAGUGAACGACUGUAGCAGCCCCUAGUAAAGAGCACAAACGAGCACCAGCAUACACUGAGUAUGUUUUUGAACACGUUAACCCCCAAGUUCUAUGUUGCCCUGACAGGCACCUCCUCACUAAUCUCGGGACUUAUUUUGAUCUUCGAGUGGUGGUACUUCCGCAAGUACGGCACGUCCUUCAUCGAGCAGGUCUCGGUGAGCCACCUGCGACCUCUGCUGGGCGGGGUGGACAACAGCGCGCCCAGCACGGCCAACGCCGCCGGCGGCGAGGCGGACUCCAGCCGGCAGAGCGUCUCAGAAUGCAAAGUCUGGCGAAAUCCUUUAAAUCUGUUCAGAGGAGCUGAAUAUAAUCGGUAUACGUGGGUAACAGGGAGAGAACCUUUGACUUACUACGAUAUGAAUCUUUCAGCACAGGACCAUCAGACAUUCUUUACAUGUGACACGGAUCAUUUACGGCCUGCAGAUGCUAUAAUGCAAAAAGCCUGGAGAGAGAGAAACCCUCAAGCCCGAAUUUCUGCAGCACAUGAAGCUUUGGAAUUGAAUGAAUGUGCCACUGCCUAUAUUCUCUUGGCUGAAGAGGAAGCUACAACAAUUGUAGAAGCAGAGAAGCUGUUCAAGCAGGCUCUGAAAGCUGGAGAGGGCUGUUACAGGCGCAGUCAGCAAUUGCAGCAUCAUGGUGCCCAGUAUGAAGCCCAACACAGAAGGGACACCAAUGUGUUAGUUUAUAUUAAGAGGAGGCUGGCAAUGUGUGCAAGAAAGCUGGGAAGGACCAGAGAAGCAGUGAAAAUGAUGAGAGAUUUGAUGAAGGAGUUUCCUCUGCUCAGCAUGUUCAAUAUCCAUGAAAACCUGCUAGAAGCUUUGUUGGAACUGCAAGCAUAUGCAGAUGUUCAGGCAGUCUUAGCAAAGUAUGAUGAUAUAAGCUUACCAAAAUCAGCAACAAUAUGUUACACAGCUGCAUUGCUCAAAGCCAGAGCUGUCUCUGACAAAUUUUCUCCAGAGGCUGCCUCAAGGCGAGGGCUGAGUACUGCAGAGAUGAAUGCAGUAGAAGCUAUUCACAGAGCAGUAGAAUUUAAUCCACAUGUGCCAAAAUAUCUACUAGAAAUGAAAAGCUUAAUUCUGCCCCCUGAACAUAUUCUGAAGAGAGGGGACAGUGAAGCAAUAGCAUAUGCUUUCUUUCAUCUUCAACACUGGAAAAGGGUAGAGGGAGCAUUGAAUCUCUUACACUGUACAUGGGAAGGCACUUUCAGAAUGAUCCCCUAUCCACUGGAAAAAGGACAUCUUUUCUACCCUUACCCUAUUUGUACAGAAACUGCAGAUAGAGAACUACUACCAUCAUUUCAUGAAGUUUCAGUUUACCCCAAGAAAGAGCUUCCCUUCUUCAUCCUCUUCACUGCUGGACUCUGUUCUUUCACAGCCAUGCUAGCCCUCUUGACACAUCAGUUCCCAGAGCUUAUGGGGGUCUUCGCAAAAGCUUUUCUCAGCACCCUCUUUGCCCCUUUAAAUUUCGUGAUGGAAAAAGUGGAAAGCAUCCUGCCCUCCAGUCUGUGGCACCAGCUGACGAGGAUCUGAGGGAGCACACCCGCGGACUGACUGCCAUGACGUCUUCUGUGCCAACUUUUUGUUGACCACAAGAAAGCAUGAUAAAAAGGGAAGCAGUUCUAAGACUUAAAAACUCUUCAUGGAUUGUCUGUUCUCAUAUGAAAACUGUUUUGUUGUACAAAAUACAUUGAUGUUAGGUUCUAUUAUAUUUUGCCUUCAGAAAAGACAAACUUAAAAAUAAACUUUUUGUGUAUUGCA